AUGGAAGAAUUAAAUAAUACUGUAGUGGGUGGAUUCAUCCUUUUUGGGUUAACAGAGAACCCAGAGCUCCAGUUGCCCCUAUUCUUCAUCUUCCUAGGAGUCUAUUUGGUUACAGUUGUGGGAAACAUGGGCAUGAUCAUCUUGAUUCUGUUUAGUUCUCAGCUGCACACACCCAUGUAUUAUUUACUCAGCAGUCUGUCCUUUAUUGAUUGCUGUCAGUCUACUGUCAUUACUCCCAAAAUGCUGGUGAACUUUGUCACUGAGAAGAAUGUCAUCCCCUACCCAGAGUGCAUUGCUCAGUUCUACUUCUUCUGUGCCUUUGCUGUUGGAGAAUGUCACAUGUUGGCUGUAAUGGCAUAUGACCGCUAUGUGGCUAUCUCUAAUCCUUUACGUUACAAUGUAACCAUGUCCUUUCAAGUCUGGGUAUGGAUGGCCACUGGGGUAUAUGGUAUGGGCUUACUUAGUGCCACGGCUCACACUGUCUUCCUGGUAAGAGUAAUUAUCUGUAAGGCUAAUAUAAUAAACCAUUACUUCUGUGAUCUUUUUCCAUUACUAGAGCUUUCCUGCUCUAGCACUUUUAUCAAUGAAGUGCUAGCUCUGUCCUUCAGUGCAUUUAACAUUAUUGCACCAGCUGUGACCAUCCUUAGCUCUUACAUAUUCAUUAUUGUCAGCAUCCUCCGCAUUCAGUCUGCUGGGGGCAGAUAUAAGGCCUUCAGCACCUGUGGCUCCCAUAUCUUGGCUGUUGCUGUCUUCUUUGGUUCUACAGCUUUCAUGUACCUUCAGCCAUCAUCAGUCAGCUCCCUUGGCCAAGGAAAACUGUCAUCUGUGUUUUAUACCAUUGUUGUACCCAUGUUGAAUCCAAUAAUCUACAGUCUCAGAAAUAAAGAUGUCAAAGUUGCCUUCAAAAGGUUACUAAAAAAGAUGUUUCGUCUUAACAAAGAAUGA
Messenger RNA from Cricetulus griseus (Chinese hamster), 945 nucleotides. The record is from RefSeq and is a predicted model, not a curated record. Lineage: Eukaryota; Metazoa; Chordata; Mammalia; Rodentia; Cricetidae.